Messenger RNA from Agrilus planipennis (emerald ash borer), 2041 nucleotides. RefSeq names its product extracellular sulfatase SULF-1 homolog. The annotation marks the transcript as partial. The record is from RefSeq and is a predicted model, not a curated record. The transcript has 6 exons. Gene Ontology annotation, molecular function: glycosaminoglycan binding; N-acetylglucosamine-6-sulfatase activity. NCBI's taxonomy places the organism in Eukaryota, Metazoa, Arthropoda, Insecta, Coleoptera, Buprestidae.
GUUACUUUGGAAAAUAUUUAAAUAAAUACAACGGCUCGUAUAUUCCACCGGGCUGGCGAGAGUGGGGUGGUUUAAUUAUGAAUUCCAAAUAUUAUAAUUAUUCCAUUAACAUGAAUGGAAAGAAAAUAAAACAUGGAUUUGAUUAUCAGAAGGACUACUAUCCAGAUCUAAUAGCAAAUGAUUCGAUCGCUUUUCUAAGACAAUCAAAGAAGUACAAUAACAACAAACCUGUGAUGUUGACAAUGUCUUUCCCAGCUCCGCAUGGUCCAGAAGAUUCUGCUCCACAGUAUUCCCAUUUGUUUUUUAACGUGACGACUCAUCAGACAAGUCUCUUCUACAGCGACAAAAAGACGUGGAAAAUUUCAAAAGAUCGUGUAGACGCAGAAAUCCACAAACUGCGACUGCAAUUGGAAGGUUUAAAGGAAUUCCGGAAGCAAUUGAAACAUGCAAAACCACAUUACGACUCUUCAGACGAAAACCGAUUCGAUUUUGGUCUAUCGAAUUCGGAUUUCUCCAAGAAUCCUCGCAAGCCGAACAAAAACUGGACAGUUGAUGAAACUCCAAACAAUAGAUAUAAUAUUAGAAAAAUGACGGUUAGCUACAACACUACUGAAAAAAGUAACCCAGAAAAUAAUACCCACUCAGAAACCUUUAGUAGCACUCCAAUGGAGCAUCAUCAGUCUAGCACAGAAGAUAUUUUUAAUAUUAAUAGCAUGGACACACUGGGCGAAAGAAACUAUUAUUCUACAAGUUCGCCGGAACAUACGUCAAAACCAUUAAAUCAUCAUCGUCACAACCAUUACCACCACAAACGAAAAAAUCCAUAUUCAAAUCACAAGCAUAAAGGUUUUAAUAUUAGUAGUACAAUUACCGAUUUACGGUCGACAACUUCUCGCACUACUGAAAACUAUUCAAUUACAACAGAAAAUUUACUCAGAGAAACCAACACGAUAGAAAUAUCUUUCUCAACUGAACUAGUUGCAAAUGAACCUUCAUCCACUUCAAGGAAACCAACUGAAUCUUAUUCGAGUACUACUACUACUAGGACAAACCAAUUUAAAAAACCUCCUACACUAGAUACUGAAGACAAGGAACCAAAUAUUAUGAAUGAAGUUUGUCAUUGUGAUAUUUCUCAUAAGCAAGCUGAAAAGGAUUUGGCAAAAGAAGCAAAACGGAAAUUGAAAGAAGAAAGGCUUAAGAAAAAGGAAAGAAAACAACGUAAAAAGGCCAAAUUGGAGAAAGAAUGUUUAGCUGAAAAAAUGAACUGCUUUAGUCAUGAUAACGAGCAUUGGAGAACGGAACCGUUAUGGACUUCCGGACCUUUUUGCUUUUGUAUGAAUGCUAAUAAUAACACUUAUUCAUGCGUAAGAACAAUUAACGCUACGCAUAAUUUUUUGUACUGCGAAUUCGUUACAGGAUUAGUUACAUUCUACAAUUUACGUAUAGAUCCAUUUGAGCUCCAAAAUAGAGUUAGUCAGCUAAAGCCAGAAGAACGGUCAUAUUUGCAUGAUCUACUAAAGACAUUAGUAGCUUGUAAAGGAAGAUCUUGUACUGUAGGAUCUCAUUCGCCAUAUCCCCCAGCUAGUAAAAUAAGAAGUCAUCUCUCUGCAUCCCCUCAAAAUCAGAAACAUCAAAAACAUAGAAAACUUGCUGAAGGUGUUGAAGCCACAGGUUUAGGGAGUUAUCUACAUAACAGGCAUAGACUUUAAUAGGAAGCAAAUUUGAAUGAAGCAAAUUCCAAAAUACACAUCGAAUUUCAUUCAACAAAUAUUCAACGCAUUUAAUCGUGCUUCAAUAUGCUUGUUUAUCUUCCAUGAAAAUAGACUGUUUUGUAAAGGCUGGUUGCAAUGUUAAAAAUUAACAUUGACAAAUAACAAUAAAAUUAUGAAUUGCUCUUUGCUGAUCUAGGUCAAGAAUGACAAAGCUCAUAAAAUGCUGAAAAUCUGGUCUUUAAGUUUUAGCAUGUUUUGUUAGUGAUACUAAAGUGUAAUAUUGUAAAUGUAUAUUAAUUAUUUAUUUUAAACAUGGUUUUAGAUCCCUG